AUGGGGUUAUCCAUCUUCUUUACAUUGACCCUCCUUGAGGUGUGUGCCGGCAAUCCGCGUCAGGUAAGGGGCAAUAAGUGAUAUGUAAUCAAAGUUCUUUUGCUGUUUUCAAAAUGUUAAUUGUGUAAAAUGUAAUAAAGCGGUGCUACAAAAAUUGCAAAAUAUUUUACUGUGCCCAUAAUAGAUCCAUAUUGACAGAUGCUUUCAUAUAGUUUUAGAAUAAGUGAAUAUUACUUGAAGUUGAAAGGUGGAUUACUAAAGCAUUUUGUUAUUGUGUACUGCAAUGGGAGGUUUCACAACUAUCAUUAUACGCCAUCUAUAGGUCCUGCCAUUGUUGUGUGGUUGGUUUUCAUUUUGUUAGUAACGUCUUUUAAGGGUUAUGGUUAACAUUAUGCAUGUAUGUGUGCGUCUUAGGGUUAGGUUUAGGCAAGAAAUUUAUUUUAGGGUUAAGGCUGGAUCUUUGUAAUUUGAAGUACAUGAUUGUUCCCCGACUCGGCAUUACUUUUAGUUCAGAACAUUAGGCGUCAAUGGUGCAUUGCAUAUUGAUGCUGAAACCUACAAUGCUGUUUUUGUGGCUGUGAAGAAUUUUCGAUGCAGAAUAUAUUAUUUAAGUUAGGAGAAGUCAAUAUUUCAAAUAGCCGUCCGGUAUAAGUGGUUUAAGGAAAUAAGGAAUUUAGAAAUGCACAAGUCGAGAAUAAAUUAGCAAAAUCAGUCUGAGAUUUCAUUAUGGUACGAACGUUAGGCAACUAACAAUUUGAGUGAUUUUUUUCAAUUUUAUAUUCCCAUGUUAUUUUCCAGCAUUAUUUUCUAGAUUACCUUAAGAUGUCUGCGAACUACAUUUCCCAAGAUGCCAAGCAAGGCUUUAUGUUUUGAGAGGUUCUUUACAAAUAUCUGAUGUGCCAGGCAGAUUUUAACAAUUUUAAUCCAGCUUUAGCACAUUCAUUGGUCAGUGUUUUGUUGCAUAGAGGGCUGUAGAUAGGACUAUAAAUAAAUUAUCCUGAAGAAGUCCUGGUUGUGACACAUGUGUAAAUUGAAUUUGCUUUGGAUUUCAGAUUCUCCCAGGAAACGAUCCAGGGUCAGGUCAGUCUUGGCUUUCACAGCAACCUGUGUUAAUAUAAGAGGAAUCUAAGUCACCUCUGCUAAUACAAUUCUACAAAUUCUCUCUCAUCACAGGUGCUGCAGAUGUCACCAAAGAUGUGUUCAGUAACAUCUUAACUUCAAAUCAAGGUAUUUUAUAACAAUGUCUUAGCUGAGCUGAUAGUGUUACAAACACAGUGCGAGAUGAUAUUCCGAAGGCUGAAAAGGGCACACACAGUUAAACGAGUCUUUCUGUCUGUACAACAUGCACAGUAGGUGGCAAGUCUCUUAGUGUAACAUAUAUAGAAGAAAUGAACCCUGAAUUUGUCACACCAUGGAUAACUGCUGUGUAUGUUGGUGUAUGUAGGAUAUUUUGUAAAUAAUAAUUUAAAACACUUGCUAACCUUGCUGUUUUUUUAUUUGCUCUGUCAAUCAUUGCUUAUUACAUAAAAUGAAUCUGCAUAUCAACAUGCAUCUUUUACCUUUAAAAGUAUGGCUUACGUGACGUCUAACUCUUUCAAACACAAGAUGCAAGUAAAGUGCUUAUUCUUGUACAUCAAUUCCUAUCUCUUUUUUUUUUUUCUAAAUCUUUAUUUUUGGCUGUUUCAGUUGAAUAUAUAAUCGAAAUAGAACAGAUCUUGUGUGUAACAAAUUAACAGUAUUGUUCAACAACUUGGUACAUAAAAUUCACUUUUCAGUAUGGAGGAUAGGAGUUGUAAGAGUCAUAUAAACAGGAUAGACGUUGAUAUAGUAUUAGAGUCUAGCAAGAGUACUAUUUUCCCUUGCUUGGGUUGUGCCUUUUCCAUGUGUCAGGGCCCCUUCAGUGGGCGGUGAGCCUGACCCUUACUAUGGGAUUUGUGGUGCUUCGGGUCCCAGAAUCAGACCCUACCUUUGGGUAAUGGAGUCCAGUCGUGUCCAUCAAUUCCUAUCUUAAUUAUUUAAAUAACUCACUUUUGGACAUCUUCAUCCACCCCACUUGCUCUCAUGUCUUUUUUCAAUUUCUAACUUUACAGCUUCCAUAUGUCUUAUGUGUUGUAGGAUGACCGGCUGACCGGCAGGGACUUUAAGCUGGGCAUCCCAUACACAGAGUGAUACCGAAACAUUUGUAUAUGGACAUAAUGUCCUGGGUAGAAUUCUUGUUGGAUGCAGUCAGGGCAACUUUAAACAUGCUUUCUUGAAGUACUUUUCUCUGGCGUUUCCAAAACUAGAAAAAGUUGCCGAUUCCAGAAAAAAUCUGGAAUAGGGCAACUGGGUGCAAUGACCUGCUGGAUUGGAAAGUCAAAAAACGAAUCGCAUUGUUAGACAAAAUUGCUACGGUGAAAACACUCUCCUGCACAGUUAUGGUCUCAGCUAUGCUAUUUUGGGCUGAAUUUUGCAAUUCAGUUUUUGAUUUAACUUUCACUAUUUAAUAAAAUCUACAAGGUUAUUCUCUAAAUUGGCAUGUUUUAAGAGUUAAAAAAAAAGAAAAUCACAUUUUAUACCUCAAUAAGCCAAACUGGGAAUAUAAACUGAGUAGGGCAAUGUUUCCAGCCGAACUACUUUCAACUACAAUUUGUGAUUCCCGAGCGAAUAACGCUUUCUGUUUGUGCAAUUUAGCGACCCUGUGUUGUUUUCCAUCAGACACCUCUCGUUUUAUGAUACAAGGAGACAUUGCUGUGAAAAGAAAUCGAAACGCCCUGAAUUGUCCAGGAAAAUCGUGUCUGUGGCCGAAAUCUGUGAACGGAUUGGUCCAUGUCCCGUACACCCUAUCUAAUAAUUACAGUAUGUAGUUCUAUGUAAUCUGUGAAUCUUUAAACCUAUCUAAAUGUUACGUAUUUAUAUUAUAAUUUUUCCUGAUUAGCUCCUGGAGCAUUUCAUUUAUUUUUAAUGUUAUACCCAUACACUUUAACCCCUUAAGGACCAAACUUCUGGAAUAAAAUGGAAUUAUGCCAUGUUACACGUCAUGUGUCCUUCAGGGGUUAAACCUAUCUGUUCUGCCCAUAUUUCACUGCUGACGUCUAGCUAGAAAUACAAUCAGGAGUUAGCCGUAUUGGGUCAUAGUCUACUGUUUAAUAUGACCAAUCGCUGCUUAAGCGAACUUGCCGGCUGCUGCAGGUUACCCCGAGCAAUCACAAGAAGCAGCACUGAAAAUGAAGUGAAAAUUUGAUGGCAUGUUUCCUUUAACCCCUUAAGGACACAUGACAUGUGUGACAUGUCAUGAUUCCCUUUUAUUCCAGAAGUUUGGUCCUUAAGGGGUUAAGAAUUCACACUUUUCGCUAUGUAAAGGAUGCACCAAGUCAUUAGUCACGUCCUACAAAUUGGUGAAUUAAUUCAGUAUAAACUGUGCUUUUAAGUUUAUCGUUUCAGCUUUCUCUGUAAUAUCACUCUUUAACAGGCUUUAACACUCACUAAAAUGAGAAUUCAAAGUGAUUUUCAAAUUUAAGGUCGGAAUUGCCGAACUGGAAAAAUUACUCUGUCAGCUACGCUUUCAGUUCAACUUCUCUGACCUUAAAUUUGAAAUUCACUUUGAUAAAUAACCCUGUUAUUAAUCUAUUGAGACCAGGGUGUUCCCUGAGAGAUUUAAAAACUGCAGAGAAUGAUCAGAACCCCACUACAAAAAAAGGGAAUAUUCUAAUGUUAAUAUCUUUUUAAUUUGGUUUAUUUUUCAGUACAUAAUUUAUACCAAUUAUAACGUGAAUGUCUGAGAUUUUACAUAUACUAUCGUCUUUCAGAUCACCGAAGAAUGUAAACCACUGUCUUGUAAUCACCUGGCAGCUUCAAUAACAUGUUUCAAUAACAUCCCUAGAAUUAUGGGAUGUAACCACAUUUUACAGUACAGUCUAUGUGCAGUGUCCUGUAAUCGCGUGAAUCGAGGGGAUUUAAUGUAAUAACAUUAGAGCAGAUUACAUGCAAAAUAUUACUCAACAGAAUGAAUCCUCUCUAUAGCUACAGACUGGAGGGAAUAAACUGUUCUGUUUUGGUCCUAAAACAUAAAAUACUUGUCGUCUCUCCGGUGUCAAAAGGGCAAAUCACAGUGAUGUACAAAUAUUAAGUAAUGACAAUCUAAGAGAUCACAAUUGCAUCUAUCGAUUCUUCCAAAACACAUCUAGGUAGAACAUACUGGGCUUCAUCUGAAUAAUGCUAAUUUUGUUUUGUGUCACCUUGUGGGAAGGAUGCCGCACCUGCAGCAAUAUUUGUUAUAAUUCCUAAGUUUAAGGGACAGUCAGCUUCCCCCCCCCCCCUUAUAUUUUUGCAUGAAUAAGAAUCCUGCACCAUCUCAACUACCUACUUGCAUUCAGCGCCAAACGCAGCCAUCGCAGGACUUGUAUUGGGAGGACAUUCUGGAAUAUAAUACAUGCUGUUGCGCUGUAUUAUAUUUUCAGGCAAACCCAAUAGAAAUAUUUUCCUUUGUUGAUAAUUUCCUUUAUUAUAGUAGCACAGUAACAUACCUUUUUACUGGUGACAUACCUUGUAAGUAAUUUGUAAAUUAAAACCCUAAGGAUGUCUCAAUAUUUGUUUUAUUAUUUAUUAUACUUACCCCGUCUAUGUUAUUGUUUGUUUUGUGAUAUUCUCCUUUUGCUUAAUAUCGCUCUUAGUUUAGUAUAAAGAGUUUAGUACAUAGAGGUUCUAGAACAAAAUCAUGAACUCUGUGCAAAGGACCAACCCCCGAAAAAUCGUCACACUUGCAUAAAAGACAAGUAUUUUAUGUUAUACAAAAAUCGUUCCUUAAAAUAAAAGAGUAUAUAUAGCGCAACGUUGUCUGUUGCAGUCUACACACAAACUCUUUGUAUGCACAAUACACUCACUCCUGUUAAAAGACCCCAAGUCUUGGAAUGUAACUUAUAUAUCAAAUAUAAUGUUCACCACGCCUGUUUGGGUCUGUGAAUUUCCAUUGUCCUGCCCUCCUGCUUGGAAUUUUUUAAGGUGCUAGAAUAAUGGUUUUCUCAUUGAGAUAAUCUAAUUCUGUGUUUUCCAGCUUCCGAUGAGAAGUACAUCAUUCAAGCAGCUAUGGAUGAGUUGAUGGUUCUAACAUGUAUACAGUUUGUUGUUCGUACCACCGAAUCCAACUACCUGAGGAUCCAUCCCAAUGAUGGGUGAGUCAGUUCCUUUCUAUUCUCAGUUAUAGGAAUAAUUUUUACUGAGCAUCACAAUAUGUACAGUUCAGAAAAAUCUCCAGUGCUCAGAUUAGCCUUCAGCAUCAUGGAGAAUUAAUAUAGGCAUUUAAAGGACAAAAUCAUUGCUACUACUUAUGGCUCAAUUAAUGUGUGUAUAGAAAAUCCAGUAUUAGCAAUUAAAAUGUUCAUGGUUUUAUUUAUUUUAAAAGAUCCAUGAGAUUGAAUAGUCUGACUCGCAUUAUUGGAAAGUAGCGUAAAUGUACAGGUCUAGCCUAAUAUUAGACCAGCACUCUGUUCAUGAAAGUGUAACUGACAAUCCAGGAGUAGUCCAUGGUUGCUCCAAGCACCAUAACCACUGCGGUGAUUUGUUUUGCUAUGAAACACUGCACAUGCAGAGUUUAACUUCUUUGAUACCGGAGUUUAACUCCACCUUCAGCCACGUCAUUGAGGUAUCAUUAACCAGCCCAUUACAAGUUUUCCGGGAAGGUUGAUGUAAAUUCUGGAUGUCUGACGUCAGCACACACACACCAUGCUGGUAAGAAGCGUCCAAAGUCAGCACGCCACUCAUCCAUCAGUGGAGGAGGAUUGGGCUGCUGGGAGAAAUUGGUCUCUGAGCUGUAAGGCAGGUAAGUUUCAGUUUAUUUUAAAUUUUUAAUACAGUUUGGGGGUGCAGUACAGGAAAGGUUACUAUAAGCAAAAACAGUUUUUUUGUUGUUUUUUUAAUGAAAACACAGUUUUGUAAGUUUUUUUUUAAAGUUGAAGUAACCCUUAAAAUAAACAAAUAUGAGUUUUAAAGAACUAAGUUACGAGUUAAGAGGGCAAAUUCAUCCUGAUGUGACAUUAUAAUUUCAUUUAUGCUUAUUAAAUUCUUGGUUUCAGAAAAACUGUAUUAAAAUAAAUUACUCUAUUGGGUAGACUUUUAUUAUCUAACAUUUUCCUGUUCACCUGGCAAUAAGCUGGUUAAGGUUUAUUGAUCACAUAGUGUUUGUAGUGGGGCAAAUGAGUGGUGAGGACUCCCUGGAUGAGUAAGGUAGACUAGCGGUCACUGUUCAGAGCUAACAAAGCGUCUUUCUUUCCUUUUGCCUCUGGAUGUUUGGGGUCAGCACUCAGCUCUGUAUUCCAUCAUACUUUAUUAAACACUGUCUGACUUUCAUAACUGUAAAUGGGAUAUAAUCAGUGGUAGGGAGAUUAUUUUAAUAAUCUCAGCAAAGACAUGAAUCUAUGAUCACAGCAAGCAGCUGCCUGUGGCAUGCCUUUGGCUCCCCCCUCCUUCCAAGUUCUUACCCAUUAGUAUCAUCGUACAUUUUUAUUUUCCUUGUUUUUUCAUUUUCAAGGACUUCCAGUGAAUAUUGGGUUGUCAGCAGGAUAUCAUAUACACAAGAUUAACAGAAAAUAUUAAGCUGCAAAGAUUUAGCCAGGGAGCGAGCCAAAAUUGAUUGUGCAUGACUUGUCUUAGUGUUUGUAAGAUUGUGUUAUUAUUAUUUUAUUUAUUUUUUAAUCAAUCAAAUUUUUAUUGAGUGGUAAUGAUAUAUUGCAGGUGGAAAACAUUGUACAAUUAUUACCAGAUAUAUAAGCCCAAAUGAAAAAAGUUAUGCCUACUGGCUUAUUUGUUUUACCUUAUUUAUUUAUUUUAAAGAUUAAUCAAGAUAAAUAUUAACCAUAGGCAUAUCAUCACACGGUUAGGAGAAAUAUGUAGGCACAGGUAUAGUCCGUAGUACUUAGACUAGGACACAGUUGCUUGGUAUGUACCAUUAGACUGGAAAAUAUGCUAAUAAAUAUUAGUCUAUUAGACUGGAAGAUACACUAAUAACAUAUGAUGAUGAGUGAAAUAGUAAAAAAUAGUGUGUUAACAUGUUAAAACUAAAUAGUGAUAGUGCCAUUGGAUAUUAUUGAGAGAGGAGAAAACCAUGUAAAAAAAUAAUUAUUAUAGAUUAACAGGAUAAGCCUGGUUAGUCAGUCUAUGCCACAGGUAGGCCAUAGUGGAAAGUCCAUUCCGGUAUUGGUCUGUUUGCCUCCUCAGAGCACUUCAAGAGUAGCAGAGCAGGAUUAAGUCGAGUGGAACCCAAGCUGCAGUGCCCCAAGUCCUCAAAUCUUCAAACCCAGGCUGCUAUGGGAACCUGUAUCCAAUUUACAAUGAUCCCCCUACUCCAGGUGGCAGAAUCGUAGCCCCCUGGAGGCUCCAGUACACAGAGAACUACCCAGGUUUGUGGAUUGUUCUUUGGAUGCGACUCCAAGUGGGCUCCCAGCACAGAAGAAAAGCGGUGGGUGAAGGCUACAUUCUGGUUCCGCAUGUCUAUAGCAGCUGUUAGGGUGAUUUCAGCAAUAUAUGUGAUGCUGGAAUGUCUGGCAGAUAGCAUAAAUUUUUUUAGAAAAGGUGUCCUUCCACUUCUGGUCCUCGGGUCAGCUUGACGGUAUUAGAGCUCCGGCGAGGCGGCCAUCUUUGACACACCACUUGGCCAUCAGAAUAGUAAUGUUUAAGUCCAUUAAGGCAGAGGUAUAGGCUUUCCCCAGCGGGGACCGAAUAACCCCCACUGGUUCAAAGGGGUAGUAACGGGGCUUCAAGAGAGCCUUUGCGAGUUGCACAUCCUGAAUCGGGGGAUUGGCCUCUUCUCCCAGCCACCGGGCCGCCAAGUACGGUAGGCCAUAGAGCUGGAAGAGAUGAGAGCUCUUCAGGCUGAGGCAAUCUGGGGAAAUAAGGUUAAAGGGAGUGGUAAAGUCGGUCUGCAGCUGACAUAAGACUUCUUCUGAGGAGGUUUUAGAAUAGUUAUUCAUUUUUAGUUUAUUAAGUUUUAGCUUAGAGAUGUAGGAACUAUGAAAAAACAUGUCCAGCCAUCUUGAUUGUCAGGCCCCGUCCCCGCUAUUAUAUUAUAAAAUGCAAUAUUAAAUAUAGCACCUCGUAAAAAAUAUACAUCAUGAAUUUCCUGUGCGGUCAUCAGAUAAGGAAACCAUGAAUUGAGCUGUGCACCAUUAACUGACCUCCAUGAAAACUCCAAGACUAUGUUUAUAUUUUUCUUCAUACUCAUUUAUUUCAAAUGAAGGUGUGGUGGACCGCCUGGCACCCCGAUGGGGUGCCUCCGCCAAUUGAUGCUCACCGAGUACUCCAAGCACUCCACCAGACACCAUCAGCACUGUAGUCCCCACUUCCAGCGUUACAGCUUGGCUGGGAUCUCGCUGUCCUCCAUCCACCCUGGACCCAAGACCAGGAUCCAGCUUCAAGUGGGUAGACUUCUCCUCCAAGAGAGUGUAGCAAUAUGCUCUUAAAAGAGCCAGUGAUUAUAAUCCCAGGGGAGUAUAGUGAUAUAGCAAUCCCCAGAGUGAAUAUAGCUGUCCCCUCCAACACAUGAAACAACUCUCUAAUGGUAGCCAUAACUGGCCUUAUAUGCAGGUCCCCAUGUAAGAGGAACUCCCCCCUGGACCUGAGAGUAAACCACAGUAGGAACAAAUACACAAUCACAUUGGCUCUCAGAUCCAGGACACUCCCAUACAUAAUAGGUUAAUCCCUCCUCUGUACCUGGGAGAUAAUUGAGUCGAGCACUGUACUAAACUCAAUUAUCUCCAGACACAAAAACACACAUUUUUAUAACAUAUUAAAAAUACCCCCAAAACACAUGGAAACCACAAUAUAAUCAUAUCUCCUGGUAGCCUCAGUCUGGGGGACCAGGAUAUCUAAAAAUCACCCAUAUCAGUUCGGGGUUGAGGAUUUCCAUGGAAGUCAUAUUUUGACCAAUCACACACGAGGCUCCUGCCCAAAAGAGUUCCAUGAAUUCAGGCUGUGCAGUCGGUCUUUUUCGGGAAUACUUAAUACAGUCAAAAUACCGAUAGUAACAGUUCGUGGGUAGGUUCAGUCUAUGUCCUUCGUUCAGGAGCUUGCUCCCAUUGAACGCUACUCUUCCCAUACGGAUCCAGCCGAACAUAUGUAGAAAUGGAAGUCCCAGCGGUACUUGCGCCAUUGAUUAUAGUUCCAUUCAUUCGACGGCCAAUCGCCGCUGUUUGUGUUCACGACUAAAGAUGGCCGCCGCCACGUGUUCGCAUUUACGAACGACGGCCACCCAGCUAACCACUUAGAUCGUUGUGGUUAAACAUAAGUCAGGGAGGUUAAUGGGCUGCACGCUCCUGUUCUGGGUGGUCCAACUGUUCGGUAACCGAACAGAAUAAGUACAAUCUGUUCGGUAAGCCCCAUAUAGACCAAGUUCUAAUACAUUGGCCAUAGUGGCGAGGCUACUUUUGUCACAGAAGGUACAAGUAAAUGGUUGAAGCAAACAUCAUAUCUCAAUAAGCAACGUCCUGAACACAUUUUAAUUUGUUUUAUUUACAUUUUAUUGAGGUUUUUAAAAUCAUAAUAGGCAUACACAAAUUGUGAAAAAACAGAACUGGAGUAUGAGAAAUGGAAUUUAAGUUGCAAAAAAAAAAAAGUGUGUUACAGUCACCGUAGACAGUAAGGUAGAAAUACAUGUAUUUACUUUAUUUUCUAAUUAACACAUGAUUUCAGUGUGAAGAAGAUACAAUUCACAGCUGUCAUGGUGGCUAGGGGCACAAGUAAAGAAAAAGCUUUGGAGAGAUGCAAGAAUAAAAAUAUUUGGGGCAGAAAACAUAACUUCUUGGAAUUAUGGUAACCAAGCAUAAUGCAAACAUUUCAAGAUAUUUCGUUAUACAUGAGAUUAAAAAUAGUUUGAAAGAGUGUGAAAUUACAUCUUCAUUACAGCAAUAGUAUAAUCACAUAUAUGUUGUUAAGUAACAUACUAAAGAAAGUAAUAAAUAUAAGUGUGGGGUUCAGAUAACGUUCAUUCAAGGAAUAUAUAAUUACCUGGAAUGUGACUUUGAGCCAAUUCAAUAAACUCGUGUGCAGCUUAUGGGAUUCUAUUUACCACCAUGGAAAGUAGAAGACACAGUUUUAUUUAUUUAUUUCAGUCACUUUUUAAAAUAUUUGUAUUUUUUAUUAUUUGUAAUAUUCAGUGCAAUAGUACAGGAAUAUAUUUCUCUUGAGUAGUUGCGAGGAGAGUGGUAGCAGUGUUGGUGUUGAGUCUAUGCAGGCAAUGUUGUAGCGUGGGGGUUUAGCGAGAGGUAGGACUCCCAUGUUGUCCACGCUGUUGACACAAAUUUUUUUGGGGGUAAAUUUUUUAUCGCCAUUAUUUCAUAUUGUCUAGUUGUAUCUAAUGUUUAGAUGCAUUGUGUGAUAGCUGGUAGAUUGGUUGUCCGCCACAUUCUGCUGAUUAUCGUUAGGGCAGCUAGAAGUAUAUGAUAAAUAAGAUAUUUGCUGUCUUUCGAGAGGCCCUUUGGGAAGAGGUGUAACAGGUAAGUUUUGGGUUGUCUUGGUAAAUGUAUUCCUGAACACUUGUGUAUGAGCUGUUCUAUUUCUGUCCAAUAAUUAGUCAGGUGUAGACAAGACCACCAGAUGUGGGACAUUGUUGUUGGUUUCGAUAGGCAGCGGCAACAGUUAUCCGAGAGGCCAGGGUUGCUGUGUUUUAAUCGUGUUGGUACUAGGUACCAUCGGUACCAACAGGAUUUUCCUUGGGAGCUCCGUAUGGGAGGUGCAUAACGAGAGGUUUUUGUGUGCCAGGAUUAUUUUUUGCUAUUGGUUUUCACGGAGUGGACAACUUAGUUCUCGUCCCCAUGCUUUUACAAAGUUAAAUUAUUUAAAUGUCAAUCAGCUAUAGACCACUUACAGUAUCAGAGGAUAUAACAUUUUGUUUUUAUGAAAAUGAUAGCAAUUGCGUGUAUGAGAAUUUAGCCGCGUUGCGCAACCUUUAUUGUUUCUGCAUUUCAUCGAAGCAUUUUAAGCUGGGCCCUUGAAAUAUGUGGUAAAGGUGUGUGAUGUCUGUCUGUGCCAUAACCUAUGGUUAAAAUCUAGAAUGAAGGAGGGCAAGGCUGCAAGUGGUAGUGCGAGCGAGAUCCCCUCGUUUAAGGCAUGUGUUUAAUUGAAUUUAUCCCAUAUUUGGAGUGUGAGUUUAGUUGUGGGGUGCAUGUCUUUGUGUUUCGAUCUUAGCUUCCUAGACAUCCAUGCAAGCAGUGGCGUACAUAACGCGGUCGCAGGGAUCGCAGUUGUGACCUGGCCAGUCACACCAGGGGGCUCGGCCGCCUGCGGACCCCUUUGAUCGGGUGCCCGCCGCCAUAUUUUGCGGCCCCGGGCCGCACAUGAAGGGGCCCAUCAUGUGGCCCAUGCUGUUAGAGCCACCCGAUGGGUAUGGAUUUCCAAGGGACCCGGUCAGCGCUGGGCACAUUAACAGUGUGACCGGGCCCCCUGUGAUUACAUCAGAUAGAGCUGGGAGGAAAUGACUGCCCCGGUCAUUCCUCCCAGCUAUCAUAGAGCCGCGCGGGAGGAAGGAGGAUGGAGUCAGAGUGGGAACUCUGACUCCCAUCAGCCUGAGCCACCACUGGACCCCCUUGGAAAGUCACCCUGCAAAAAGGUAGGAAACAGGAGCGAUGAAGAGGAUGUGGGUGUAGAAAAAGAGAUAGUUAUAACACUCCAUAAGUUUUAUUAACAGUUUUUAAUGAAAUGUUUUCAUAAUCCAACAUGGAACAAUAUAAAUUCUGAAGCAACACUAGGUAAACCUGGCACUGCAGAUGUUUUUGAACUACAUUUCCCAUCCUUCCCGAGUGACAGCUGGACUCUCCAUUAAGUAUAUCUCGAUUAAAACAGUUUAUUUGCCUCUGUUUUCGGUAUAUCCUCUGGAUUCACUCAAUGGUCCUUUUGCUUACCACAGAUGCUGGUCUUAUAUCGGUCGGGUGGGCGCUGCACAAGAUGUUUCCCUAAUGAAGGCAAGGUGUCUCCAUCGGGGGAUCAUACAGCAUGAACUCAUGCACUCGCUGGGAUUCCAACACGAGCAGUGUCGCAGUGACAGAGACAAGUAUAUUCGCAUUAACUGGGGGAACAUCAGCCAAGGUGCACAGUGAGAGAUGGCCAUUCUAUUAAACCCCCCAGAGACAACGUAAAACAGUAUUAGAAUGAUAAUCCGUAUUCUGACACUUUGUCAUUAAACUCGAUCCGAAAAUGUGCAUGUGACAAGGUUUGAUUUAAAAUGGAACUAUAAAAGGGACAUUUCCUUGUUCGCUACUACUGAAACGUUUACUUAGAUAUCACUAGAAAACGUACCUCCCCUUCACUUCCAUGUCCUGGUGACAUUUCUGCCCUGUGAUGUCUUGGGCAUUGCAUUGAUUGAGAAAUGUCUAACAAAUUCACCCUUGGACAUUCUAUCAGUAAUAAUAAUAAUAACAACAAAGUAUUUAACCAGGAAAGGUACAUUCAGAUUACUCUGGUUUCAAGUAUGUCCUGGGGAUGUUACCUUAGCCCAACAUCCAGGGGUUGUUACUAUUAGCCAAUUUAAUGGUACUCAUUUUAUCUACCUCGUAAUGCUCUGGGCCAUGCUCAGCAGAGGAUAUAUAUUUAAAAAAUCAACCAGUGAGUUUUUUUUGUUUUUUUUAAACUAAUAGCACAGCCCAAAGCUAACGCUUAAUUAUCUAUUGAGGUAUGCUGAAUACUUUAAGCAAAUUAUAGCAUUUCAUUUUAAGCAACCUACUAGGAAAAUAUUUCAAUGGAUCUAUCUACACCAAUUCCAACAGAUAUUAAUGGUGACCAAUCACUUGAAAAGUUGUUUCUAACAGUUUGCAAUAAUUUGAAAAGUUUACCCAAAAUGAUUAAAACAAGAAAAUAAAAUGGUUAAACUCUGGCUGCUAAGAGGGCACUGUUAUCCGCAUUGAUUCAGCCAAUCAGCAGAGACCUUUGGCAAGGCAGCUGUUUGAUUGGAUAAAAGUUAGAAACACUAAUUUUACAUGAUACUGUUACAGAAUUCAUAUGAAAUGUAUUUUAAAUAAUAUGAAUCACACUUUUGCCCAGCAAACAGUAACAACAGUGAGGAACGCACUAUAAUAGGGAUUAUAAAAUAACAAUUGCCCCUUGACUCUUUUUCAAUGUAGAUAUAUCAAAUACUCCUCUCAGUCUUCAUUAAACAUAAACAAACACCAAUAUCUACAAUUAAAAAAAAAUAUCACUGAAAAUAGUAUAAAACAAUAGGUAUCAAUUCCUGGUUCACACUUAAUAUUGCACUCACAAACACUUAUUGUUAGUAGGCCUGUAAAAUCUCUCCAAUAUAGGACUCUUCUCUCUUCUUUUUCUUCUCACAUCCAAAAUGUAUAUACAGUGGGACCUUAAUGCGUUCUCCGGGACGUUUCUUAUUGCGAAAGAUUUGUAAACCGAAACGCGGUUUCCCAUAGAAAUGCAUUGAAAACCAAUUGAUCCGUUUUGGAGGUCAGAAAAAUGGGCAAUAUAAGCCGGCAUGGAAACCAGCCCACAAUGCAGAACACACAGUAAAAGGAAUGCAAACGACGAAGUUCAGCUCCCUACCUUUCCACAGCUUGAGAAAUGCACCAAAAAGUCCCAAAACAACUGCAAACAAUUUCCAGAAUGGCUCCAAAACCCGAUGCAAAAGCCGCUCCAACACCUCCACACUCGACACCACGUGCUACCCACAGACUCCAGCUAUGCAGGGGGCGGUGCUAUAAACCUCCCAGGUGCAAUCUAUCCUGGGGAAACUUGAUUUGUAUUGCGAAAAAAAAUUGUAAACCGAGGCAUUAUUUUCAAUGGAUUUUCAUUUGUAAACCGAAAAUUAUGUUAACCGAGGCGUUUGUAAACCGAGGUCCCACUGUAUGUGGAAAGAGAGAAGUGGACAUAUAGAGUAGAUCUUCACUGAUAGUAAAAAUUUAAUUUAUUGGUCACACUUACAAGAUAAAAAACAGAAUAGGCAUAUCACCAUAUCCACUGGAACUCCACUUCUACAGGUCCUCAGGGUGUUGGAGCAGCCACUAAAUAAUAAAACAAUAAAUACUUAAAAAACAGUCCUACGCGUUUCAUCCAUCUGCAUGGACUUCUUCUGGGGAAAUAAAUAAAUCAGCAAGCAAUCAUCAUCCAUAAAACACACAGUUCAUAACUACAGUGUAAAUAUCCCGGUAAAAAUCGAUGACGCGUGCAUUCCACCUUCGUAUCAUGCGAACUGAUGAGAGGAACUGCCGCCUUACUAUGCCGAAUGAGAAGACAGGAAAUGCAAAUGUAAGUGUGACCAAUAAAUUCAAUUUUUACUAUCAGUGAAGAUCUACUCUAUGUGUCCGCUUCUCUCUUUCCAAAUAUAUAUGUUUUGGAUGUGAGAAGGAAAAAGUAGAUACAAGAGUCCUAUAUUGGAGGGAUUUUAUACAUUUUUAUACUAUUUGUUGUAGAUAUUAGUGUGUAUUUUUUGUGCUUUAAAUAAUGUUGGAUCCCAGAAUAGGGGUGAAAUGGGGAAUGCAUUACAAAAAAAUAAAUAAAUGAAAACAAUAAAUAAAUAUAUAUUUUAUUCCUAUGUUUAGUAUGUGCUCCUUAUGCAAUGGUUCUAUUAAAAAAACACAAGUUAGAAAUAAAAACGUUUUACGGCCAUUUUUAUAUGGGCAAAAUACGUUCUGUUCAGGGGCAAGUUCUAACUAUUGAGCAACAUGACAUUGGUUUCCAUGGUGAUGGUGAACCUUAUUUAUUCCAGAAUAGCUCUUGUUUUAAAACAUAGAAACAUAGAAUGCGUCGGCCCAUCUAGUCUGCCCAAUUUUCUAAAUACUUUCAUUAGUCCCUGGCCUUAUCUUAUAGUUAGGAUAGCCUUAUGCCUAUCCCACGCAUGCUUAAACUCCUUUACUGUGUUAACCUCUACCACUUCAACUGGAAGGCUAUUCCAUGCAUCCACUACCCUCUCAGUAAAGUAAUACUUCCUGAUAUUAUUUUUAAAACAAUAAAUAGGUCCAAGAACCGAUUCUGUGUGUUAUGUUAUGUUUUUACACUUUAUAUUCAGAAUUAUUACAUUUAGUAUCCAUUUUGAUUUUAUUAUCUUGCAUAUUUCGUCUGUAAUUAAUUCAUGCGUUUGUUGUAACUUGGUAUAUUGUAUGUGAAAAGGGUAAGCCUUACAACUGAGCACACUGCAAUUAAUUCCUCUUUAACCGCCAAUUUUCUGGGAACGAACAUCCUAUUUCUCUUAUUUAUUUUUUUUCACUGCAGAUAAAGAGCGUAAUUUCUACAAACUAAGCACUCCGAAUCUAGGAACACCGUAUGAUUACCAGUCUGUCCUACACUACGGCAAGUAUGUCAUAGCUGAAUCCACUAGCUGUUAUUCAGGAUUUGUUUCAAAUGAAUCAACAUAUCAGAAAACAUUACUUCUGAAAUUAUUCCGUAAACCAAGAAUUGGAGAGAAAUGACGUGGAAAAUGCAAAUUUCACACCAGCUGAGUUGCAGAUUUUUUAUCACAAUUUGGGCAUUUUAUUAUUAAAUAUACAAUUCCUGUGUCAGUUCAUUUUAAUUAUAGGUAGACAGAGUGAUAAACCGCACCCUAUAAAGUGAAUAUACAGUGCUGAUAGUGCAAAUGACAGAGGUAUAAAUACUUAUGUAUCUGACGACAUCUGUGACUUCAAAGUAUCUUAAAAGAAGAUUUAUCAGCUACAUAAGUAUAUAUACCUCUGUCAUUUGCACUAUCGGCACUGUAUAUUCACUUAAUAGGGCGCGGUUUAUCACUCUGUCUAGCUAUAUUUUUUCUCUUGGUGAGAUUUUUGGGAAGUCUCACAGAUUUUCUGCUGCCCAUUCCUUUUUUGCACUGUGUAGUGAGCGCUUAUUUUCUGUUGUAUCCAGUUCACUUUAAUUGCCUGGUUAUUGGGUUAAGCCAAGUGAGAUUAGCCUCGAUAGCCGGUUCCUUGAGUCUGUUCUCUUGUCACAGGUAUGCUUUCGCUAAUGAUGUUUUUAAACCGACGUUGGAACCCACUGUAAAUCCUGAUGCUACAAUUGGUCAACGUAUCGGUCUGAGUUCCCUCGAUGUGGUGAAGAUAAACAAACUGUAUAAGUGCAGUUAA
Messenger RNA from Pelobates cultripes (western spadefoot toad), 16016 nucleotides. The record is from the annotation of a GenBank genome assembly. NCBI's taxonomy places the organism in Eukaryota, Metazoa, Chordata, Amphibia, Anura, Pelobatidae.